This is a messenger RNA of Anopheles moucheti, 1694 nucleotides long. It is a transcript of the gene Mpc1, whose product is annotated as mitochondrial pyruvate carrier 1. Lineage: Eukaryota; Metazoa; Arthropoda; Insecta; Diptera; Culicidae. The record is from RefSeq and is a predicted model, not a curated record. Bases 248 to 604 code for a protein of 118 amino acids. The transcript has 3 exons. Gene Ontology annotation, cellular component: mitochondrial inner membrane. Gene Ontology annotation, biological process: pyruvate import into mitochondria.
UUUUUAAUUGCGUUGAUGUGUUGUUGAUAUUUGCUUUCAUCGUUCGAUUUCCGGCGGGUGUGUAAAUACGGUUGGUGCUUAUGUAAAAAACUAGGACCGUGGAGUACAGUGCGUAAAGUCCGUCACCGUUGCAAGAGAGUAACUUCCCCGCUGCCUUUGAACUCAACUGGAUCAACAUCUUGUUCAUUUGCCUUGGGUUUGGCAAGCGGUUCUGUAGGGUAAAAAGCUUACUUCUUGACUGGCAACGAUGGCAGCUAUGGGGCGCAAACUGUUGAACAACCUGAAGAGCAAAGAGUUCAGGGAAUAUUUGAUGAGCACCCACUUUUGGGGACCGGUCGCAAACUGGGGCAUUCCGAUUGCCGCCCUUGGUGAUCUGAAGAAAGAUCCGAAAAUCAUAUCCGGAACUAUGACUGGCGCGCUCUGUCUGUACUCGCUCGUUUUCAUGCGUUUUGCAUGGAAAGUUCAGCCAAGAAACAUGCUGCUUUUUGCGUGUCACAUCACUAACUUCACGGCGCAAAGCAUGCAAGGUGCUCGGUUUAUCGAGUAUCACCAUAUGGGUGGUAAGGAACGGUCGCAGAAAGCACAACUUCAACCAGCGGCAUAAGGCUAAUGCGGCUAAAGCAACAAAGUUACUAGCAACAUCACAACCACUACGCUCGAAUUGGCAAUGAUUGAGUAUGUGUACAGUGAGGCGCAGGACAGGUGGAAUCGAUAUUAUUAUUUUUUUUUCGGGAGAAAGUAAAAAGUGUGUAAAAUAGUUAACAAGUCCUUUGAACUAACAGCACAAACAAAAGAAUGAAUCUUCGAACAAAUAGUUUACCCAACGUGAAACGUGCAGGACGAAGAAAGCACAAGAACGCAAUGGGUGAACAAACGAAUAGGUGCUAGUACAGGCGAUUCAACGGCCAUUACGGCACGAUCGGGGUAAAAUAUUUAUAGAACAUAAUACGGGAACAAUAGUACCUGUCGGGAAUAAUAUUAAUACAGGUGUAGCGAUACUCUUUACAACAGUUCUUAUGCAAUCACACAACCGUUCUUCAGUGAUGGUAGGAUGCUUUUUUCACCUUAGAAUAGAAACUUUUAGAUACAUUUUGCAAUGCACUUUUAUGCACGCGAUACAUUUUCAGGCGCACGUUUAACUUUUACAAUCCAAAUGAUGUCGUGAUUAGAAGCUAAAUAACAACAGCCAACGGUAGUAAAGACUUAGUAAAAGUAGUGGCAGUAGUUCUAAAUUUGCACCAUAUUAACAGGAGUGAGUAAUGUAAUCCCGCUGUCUAACACCUUCCCGACUUCUUCAUAUGAAUAGAUCUUAUUUUUCCGUUCCCGUUCGAGCAUCAACGACAACAAAAGACAGGGCAAGACUUUCGCUGUAUAUAAUACCUCAAAGAAAUGUACCAUUGUUCUUCCUUUUAAAAAAAUUGCCCAAACAGCGAUAGGAAUUGGCGUUCAACAAAUACUGCUAAAACUACGCAACAAAUGUGCUGUAGUUGAGGUAACAUUCUAGUGCAGGGCUUAGGUUUUCUCAAGGAUCCUAUCAACAAAAUGCCACCGGGCUGAUGGUGGUUAGCGAUUGUGUUCUAUUUUGACUACAAGUUAUGUUUACCAGUGAACCUGUGAGGUGUAUUUUUAUACUGUGUAAAGAGAGAUUCUGUUUAUUUGUUGACAAUAAAGAAGUGAAGUGUAGUCACCGUUCA